Molecule: messenger RNA, 979 nt
Organism: Oncorhynchus tshawytscha (Chinook salmon)
Lineage: Eukaryota; Metazoa; Chordata; Actinopteri; Salmoniformes; Salmonidae
Product: programmed cell death protein 5
Exons: 7
Coding region: 129-539 (136 amino acids)
Cellular component (GO): nucleus; cytosol
Molecular function (GO): DNA binding
Source: RefSeq, a predicted model, not a curated record
UCUGAGAUCGAUUACAUUAUACUGAAGCAGGGCCCGGCCCCUAACGAAACAGUUCCACAAGACUCGUGAAGUGACAGAUUUUCUUAUUUUACCAUUGAUAAGACCUAUUUUCUAUCUAUUCGAACACAAUGGCAGACGACGAAUUGGAGGCUAUCAGGCGGCAACGCAUGGCCGAACUGCAGUCAAAACACGGGAGUCUGUCUUGGAACCAAAUGAGUCCGGUGGACUCCUCAAAUGACCAGCAAGGGCAGCAGGAGGCCAAACAGAAGGAAACAGAGAUGAGGAACUCCAUACUGGCUCAGGUUCUAGACCAGUCCGCCCGCGCCAGAUUGAGUAACUUGGCUCUGGUGAAGCCAGAGAAGGCCAAAGCAGUGGAGAAUUACCUCAUACAGAUGGCCCGCAUGGGCCAGCUGGGAGGAAAGAUUUCAGAGACUGGUUUGAUCGACAUCCUAGAAAAAGUUAGUCAGCAAACAGAAAAAAAGACAACUGUCAAGUUCAACCGACGAAAGGUGAUGGACUCCGAUGAGGAUGAUGAUUGAUGCGUUGAAAGGAGCUCAGGAACCAGUCAGACGGCUGGCUUAGGGCGGGAUUCAGGACUGGAUAGGUUGGAGCAGGGCUCUGUUCGUUGGCGGCCGUCUUUGACUUGCCAAAGGCCCUGCCUUAGUGAUGCACCCAGGGUUAUCACAUCAGCCCCCGUGUGCAUCUGGAACUCAUUACUAUAUUCUCUCUUAUAUCCAUUUUCACCACGUUUAACUUUUUCUCCACCACAAGAAGCAGAACAAAAUUCAACUUAGGGUAUAUUGCUGCUGAUGCAUUUUUCUAGAGACUGCUUUGUGAAUACUGUCUGCUGCUACUCAGUAAAUAGUGAAAACAUCAAAUUGGACAGAGCACAUGGGUAUAUUCAUUCUUUUUUGUAACAUUUUGCUGACCUGUAUCCAACAGUUUUACAUUUAAAAAAUAAAAAAGCCUUACAUUUGAA